This is a messenger RNA of Trichechus manatus latirostris (Florida manatee), 5460 nucleotides long. RefSeq names its product BTB domain containing 7 (gene BTBD7). Gene Ontology annotation, molecular function: protein binding. Bases 1030 to 4410 code for a protein of 1126 amino acids. Lineage: Eukaryota; Metazoa; Chordata; Mammalia; Sirenia; Trichechidae. The transcript has 10 exons. Gene Ontology annotation, biological process: regulation of branching involved in salivary gland morphogenesis; morphogenesis of a branching epithelium. The record is from RefSeq and is a predicted model, not a curated record.
AUUGUGUUUUCUCUUCUUAUUCUCUUCUUAAACUGUUAUCUCUUUUAGAUGGAUAAAUUUUAUCUAUCCAGAUGGUGUAAGGAUUUAGAAGUAUUCUGGUAACUGUGUUCUCUAUUAGGUCGCUACGGUUUCUUCUCCUUGUGCAUAUACCUGCUCCUAGCAGCUCUCUGAGUUAAGCUUCUGUGCUUCCUAAUUUAAUCUGUAAUUGUCAAAAUUAUCUUACUGAUACCGCCCUGUCCAUAUUAAGUCAUCAGGUAAAAGAAAGCAGUGUUUUUAUUUCGGGGCUUUACAAGGAAGUUAAAUAAAAAUGUUUGUUUUUCCUUGUGCUUCAGUGUAUUUAUAGUAACUUCUGUCAAAAUUACUGUGGAACAAGUAGCCUAAAGAUUAUCUAGUUUUAACUGUGUACCUUUGUUUCCUGCUCUUUAAGUAAAAUGCCCAGUUGAACAGAUUAAAGAUCAAUUUAAGCGAUAGUAUAUAAGGCAGAAAAACAGCCAGUCAGUCCUUAAUUAUUUGCUGUUUGUAUGUGUACUAUUGAUAGUACUGGUUAAGUGUUUGUAAAUUGCUCAGAAUGUUAAAUUAUGGGUGGUAAUUGUGUCUUAAGGAUUAAACCAAAAAAUUUAAACAUUUCUUUUUGUCCCAAAUACCUUUCCCUAUGACUUGCUAUAACUGUUUGUAUUUACAUUAAUCUAACAUAUUACUUUUUAUUACUUUGAAAGUAUAUAAUUAGAGUUAAAAUUACAGUUAACAUAGAUUCCUAAUUCAGAUUUAGAUAUUUACAUUUCCUGAAGUUUUUACGUGUGUAUUUGACAGUACGUCAUUAUUUGCAAAUAAAAGCAAUUUUCAGAAGCUUGCUUUUUUUUUCUUACUGUGUGAUUUGAGAUAAUUUGAAAAAAUGAAUAAUAUUAUUUUUGUUUUAUAUCAAGAAAUGGAUGAAGAGAGGCUGCUGGAUCCAGGGCUGAAGGUUCAUAAAGGCCUCUGGGAUUAUACUCUGAAGAACCAGCAGAUGGAAUGCCUGAAUGACUGAAGAAAAUGGGUGCUAAUGCAUCUAACUAUCCUCAUUCAUGUUCCCCGAGGGUAGGGGCAAAUUCACAAGCCCAACAGACCUUUAUAGGAACAUCAUCCUAUUCUCAGCAAGGCUAUGGUUGUGAAUCAAAAUUGUAUAGCCUUGACCAUGGCCAUGAGAAACCACAAGACAAAAAAAAGAGAACCUCUGGCCUUGCCACCCUCAAAAAGAAGUUUAUUAAGCGUCGAAAAUCUAACAGGUCUGCCGAUCAUGCCAAGCAAAUGCGAGAACUCCUCUCUGGGUGGGAUGUUAGAGAUGUCAAUGCACUAGUGGAGGAAUAUGAGGGAACUUCAGCCUUAAAGGAGCUUUCUCUACAAGCCAGUUUGGCUAGGCCAGAAGCCCGGACAUUGCAGAAAGAUAUGGCUGAUCUUUAUGAAUACAAGUAUUGUACUGAUGUAGACUUAAUAUUUCAAGAAACUUGUUUUCCUGUUCAUCGUGCCAUUUUGGCGGCAAGGUGUCCAUUUUUUAAAACACUGCUUUCUUCCUCACCCGAGUAUGGAGCAGAGAUAAUAAUGGACAUCAGUACAGCUGGUAUAGAUAUGCCCAUGUUUUCUGCUUUGUUACACUACCUUUAUACGGGAGAGUUUGGAAUGGAGGAUUCAAGGUUUCAAAAUGUUGAUAUCCUUGUUCAGCUUAGUGAAGAAUUUGGAACACCAAAUUCCCUUGAUGUAGAUAUGCGUGGACUCUUUGAUUACAUGUGUUAUUAUGAUGUUGUCCUUAGUUUUUCUUCAGACUCUGAACUGGUUGAAGCUUUUGGUGGAAAUCAGAACUGUUUAGAUGAAGAGCUCAAAGCUCACAAAGCUAUUAUUUCAGCACGGUCUCCAUUUUUUCGAAAUUUAUUGCAAAGGAGGAUACGGACUGGUGAAGAAAUCACAGACCGAACUUUGAGGACUCCCACAAGAAUUAUAUUAGAUGAGUCCAUUAUACCAAAAAAAUAUGCGAAAGUUAUAUUACACUGUAUGUAUACUGAUGUGGUGGACCUCUCCGUUUUGCACUGUAGCCUCUCUGUGGGGAGUCUCAGUGAAGUUCAGGCUCUCGUCGCAGGGAAGCCAAACAUGACCAGGGCAGAAGAAGCCAUGGAACUUUACCACAUAGCGCUGUUCUUGGAAUUUAACAUGCUUGCUCAAGGCUGUGAGGAUAUCAUUGCUGAGAGUAUCUCAUUAGAUACCUUAAUUGCCAUCCUCAAGUGGAGCUCUCAUCCAUAUGGCUCUAAGUGGGUGCACCGGCAAGCUUUACAUUUCCUCUGUGAGGAAUUUUCCCAGGUCAUGACUUCGGAUGUCUUUUAUGAACUCAGCAAAGACCAUCUGCUUACUGCUAUCCAGUCUGACUACCUACAGGCAAGUGAGCAAGAUAUCCUUAAAUAUCUGAUUAAAUGGGGAGAGCAUCAGUUGAUGAAAAGAAUAGCAGACAGAGAGCCAAACUUACUGAGUGGCACUGCUCAUAGUGUGAACAAAAGAGGUGUAAAAAGACGAGACCUGGAUGUCGAGGAGCUUAGAGAGAUCCUUUCUUCUCUGUUACCUUUUGUGCGAAUUGAGCACAUCUUGCCUAUAAACAGUGAAAUCUUAAGUGAUGCAAUGAAAAGAGGCUUGAUUAGUACUCCUCCAUCAGAUAUGCUUCCUACAACUGAAGGUGGAAAGUCAAAUGCCUGGUUACGGCAAAAAAACGCUGGUAUAUAUGUUCGUCCUCGACUGUUCUCCCCCUAUGUGGAAGAAGCAAAGUCAGUGCUAGACGAGAUGAUGGUGGAACAAACAGAUCUUGUGCGUUUGCGAAUGGUUAGAAUGUCCAAUGUGCCAGACACACUUUAUAUGGUCAGUAACGCUGUGCCACAGUGUUGUCACAUGAUCAGCCACCAGCAGAUCAGCAGUAACCAGUCAAGCCCUCCUUCAGUUGUAGCCAAUGAAAUUCCAGUUCCUCGUCUGCUCAUUAUGAAAGACAUGGUCAGGCGUCUGCAGGAACUCCGACACACUGAGCAGGUGCAGAGAGCCUACGCGCUUAACUGUGGGGAAGGCGCCACUGUCAGCUACGAAAUCCAGAUUCGCGUGCUCAGAGAGUUUGGGCUUGCAGAUGCCGCCGCGGAGCUCUUGCAGAAUCCUCACAAGUUCUUUCCUGAUGAGCGUUUUGGGGAUGAAAGUCCACUCUUGACAAUGAAACAGUCUGGGCGAUGUCGGGUUAACAGUACCCCUACUGCAGAAACCAUGUUUACAGAUCUGGACUCUUUUGUGGCCUUCCAUCCACCCUUGCCUCCUCCUCCACCUCCGUACCACCCCCCAGCUACCCCGAUCCAUAACCAACUGAAAGUGGGUUGGAAGCAAAGACCUCCCAGUCAGCAUCCUUCACGGUCGUUUUCUUAUCCCUGCAAUCAUUCCCUCUUUCACUCCAGAACACCUCCUAAAGUGGUCCCUCCUCCAGUCUAUUUGCCAAGUGUUAAAGCAGCACCCCCUGAUUGCACAAACACUGCAGGACUGGGGAGGCAGACAGUCGCUGCUGCUGCAGCGGCGGCAUCAGCAACAAUAACGUCUGAGAAACAAGUGUGUACACAGCCUGUGCUAAAUGAUCUAAUGCCAGAUAUCGCCAUGGGGGUAUCUACAUUGUCACUCAAGGACAGGAGGCUUCCAGAACUUGCUGUAGAUACCGAACUAAGCCAGUCAGUUUCCAAAGUAGGACCGGGGCCUCCCCAGCAUCUGUCGUGUAUUCCACAGAGGCAUACACACACUUCUCAAAAGAAACACACACUAGAGCGAAAAACAGAUGCUAGAGAAAAUCAGCAGGAGUAUCCAGAUUUCUAUGACUUCUCAAAUGCUGCUUGCAGACCUUCUACUCCUGCUCCUAGCAGACGUAGCCCUCCCCCUUCACACGGUGGAUAUUUUGGUCCCGAUUUGUACAGCCACAAUAAGUCAUCACCAAGUGGCUUAAAGUCAGCCUACCUACCUAGCCAGACCUCUCCUAAAAAACAGGAGGAAGCUAGGAGAGAAUAUCCACUUUCCUCUGAUGUGCAUCUACACAGACAAAAGAAUGAGCCGAUCCACCUCGAUGUCGUCGAACAACCUCCCCAGCGGUCAGACUUUCCUUUGGCAGCCCCAGAAAACGCUGGUAAUGGUCCAGCCCAUGUCAGGGGACGAACAGCAGUAGAAACUGACUUGACUUUUGGGCUGACUUCUAACCGACCUUCCCCUUCCGCAUGUGGCUCUGAAGCUCCAGAAGAGAGAUCCAGUAGGAGACUGGCAGACAGCGAGUCCCUGGGCCAUGGAGCCCAGAGAAACCCGGAUUUGGAAAGAGAGGAUUCAGUAAGCAGAGGAAGGAGGUCACCAAGCAAGCCCGACUUCCUCUACAGAAAGUCCGCCCUCUGAGAGCAUCCUCCACGUCGUCUGUGCCUAAGAUGUGAGACCUCCCAUUUAUGAUGGAACCCAGCAACUUACAGACCAGUUCUCCAUGCCAGCUGACGGCUCGGGCUCACAUGAUCUCAUCCUUAUUUUUGUAUAUAUGUGUUUAUCACACAUAGCAUGCUAGGAGGGUUGUUUUGAAUGCUGCAUCUGUCUGUUUUGUGUUUGAACAGUUGUGUGGGGAAGCAUUUUUAAGAGCAAGCAAGCUGGCACUUUUUUUCCUCUUUACAAAUGAUGGAAUUUUUUUGCACUUGUAUGUUUAUUUUAUCCGUAUUGGUUUUUUAUCAGUAUGCUAAACUUUAUUGCCACAUAUAAAGGACUGUAUUUUCAUACUUUUUUGCAUUUUACCUUUCAUCUACCGAUUCCCAUGUGCAUUGGAUUGCACACUAAGAUGUAUUUUCUUAUGAAAUAGUUCUGUGUUUAUUUUUUAAUUAUAGAAAUUCCAAAGAACCGCACAUCAAAAUCUUCCUCUCUUUUUAGUAAUGAUUUUAGUUCAGAAUCUUCCUGCUCGAUCUCCAUUAACAUCUUUCUUUUUUAAUAAGUCUCGGGAGCUAGUCUGCAUUCCUCCAGCGGGAGUCCACUCAGGAUCCUGAACUUUUCUGGUUCCGUAAAGAACACGGAAGGAGAAAAGCCUUCCAUGCCCAGGCUAAAGCUAUUGCUUUCUUCAGUGUGGACUGUGUACCAGAGUCACUGAAAAUUCCAGUAGUGUGCGUUCGAGUAUCACUAAAUGAUGUUCUAACGAGAUCAAAUUAAUUGGAAUUAUAAAGCAGUGGAACUAGCAAACUAAAGGUUUUACUGACUGGGUUUUGGAUUCUGAGAGUCGACUCUCCAGCUGAGAUGGGUGGAACGAGUGUUUGCUGCCUUCUGUCGUCUUGCUGUCUGUGGGAAAAAACAAAAAACAAAAGGGCUUCAGUCUUACGGAUGUCAUUUGGUGUUUGUAAGCAUAUGUUUUCUUUCAGAUGUCUUUCAAAGUAUGUCUGAAUUUUGGUGUCCUAUAAAAAGUUGUUGUAGAAUGCG